CACGCGGGAUUCCUGCUCGGACUCGGACUGCGUGGUUUCCUAACGGAAGAGCGACUUCCCGUCGCAGAUUGCUACAAGUAUCUGAAGUUACAACACGAGGUGACGACGGUGGCGCUGCUGCUUGGGCUAGCAGCAAGUCACAUUGGUCUCGGUUCAAAGCAGACGGGCAUCACACGCAUGUGCGCUUUGCAUAUUUCCUUCUCCUUCGAGGCACCGCCGAGCGUGCGUGCGGCUUCGUCGCUGGGAUUGGGGCUGCUGUAUGCACAAACCGGUCAGCGUGGCAUUGCCGAAAUGCUGGCGAAGGAACUGCAUUGCAGCGCCUAUCGCGACGAGUGCCAACAGCUUGCUGCUGCAUUUGGACUAGGGUUAGUGUCGCUCGGCAAACAGGGACUGCACCGAGAUUUAGUUUUGUUGAAUCUCCCUUCCGCAUUCCUUCGGCGGCUCGCGCGCGAGAUGGCAGCAUCGUACAGCGUGCGCGGUGCCGGCGUUGGGCCUUCUUACCACGACAGUAGCUCUGGCAAUUCGUUUUUGCAGGCAGCAGCCGCACACGAGCUUGGCUCAGGAGACAUGAACGAAGAAGAUUUGCCAAGCGCUGUUCUCCUCGAGCCGGCUUGUCGUGACUUUUUCGACACGGCAUCAGGAGAUGGACAAUUUUCGCAGGCAGCGUGUCUGGCGCUUUCAUUGAUGUACCUGUGCAGCAAUGACCGUCGUUUAGCCACACGCAUUCCCUUGCCACGCAACGGCUAUCAGCUGAACGCGACGCCACCGGACCUGCUUGCCGCGCGCAUGAUCGCGCGCGGUUUGAUUCUGUGGGACGACGUGAAAGCCUCGAAAAGCUGGAUUUUGGGCCAAGUGCCGCUCUUCCUGCUUCGGGACUUUGAUCUUGAAUGUGAAAAUGCGACUGAUUUUCGAGCACUCUGUGAGCUGUUUUUCGGUGAGGAG
Molecule: messenger RNA, 942 nt
Organism: Amoebophrya sp. A25
Lineage: Eukaryota; Dinophyceae; Syndiniales; Amoebophryaceae
Source: the annotation of a GenBank genome assembly